This is a messenger RNA of Adelges cooleyi (spruce gall adelgid), 3006 nucleotides long. RefSeq names its product zinc finger protein ZFP2-like. The record is from RefSeq and is a predicted model, not a curated record. Gene Ontology annotation, molecular function: DNA-binding transcription repressor activity, RNA polymerase II-specific; RNA polymerase II cis-regulatory region sequence-specific DNA binding. The transcript is spliced from 5 exons. Gene Ontology annotation, biological process: negative regulation of transcription by RNA polymerase II. The coding region runs from base 286 to 2364 and encodes 692 amino acids. Lineage: Eukaryota; Metazoa; Arthropoda; Insecta; Hemiptera; Adelgidae. Gene Ontology annotation, cellular component: nucleus.
UGUUUCAUAGCUGUAGCGUCCCUUUGUUUGUAAUAGAAAUGAUGUCUGGCACGAGGUGAACCUGUUUAUUUGAAAUUUAAAUAAUAAAUAGUUUUGUUUUUACAAUAUAACAGAACAAAUAUUAUGCUAAACGUGUGUUUUUGCAUUUGUUAGUUGUUUCAAGUGUCUUUCAAGCCGAUCAAUAACCAGCCAUGUGGUUUUAUAGCUGUUUAAUGAAGUGAGAAGCGGGUCUAGAAUGAAUUAUUAUCGGAACAGACGAUUGUAUUGCAACAAAACCAGCUUAAAAUGAACCGUCCCAAAGCCGAUGAAGAAAAAACAAAAUCGACUUUCAAUGAAAUGGCAGAAAUUGGUGUAAAUACCCAGACUGAUUCUCAAACAACAAUUGACAGCAAUACAUACAAGGUCAACAAAAAGGGAAUUAAAAUUGAAAUACACAAACCGGAUGAUUACUACGACGAUGACAUGGUAUCGUAUAAUAUUUUCUCAACAACAGAGAACGGACUUCAAGAAACAUUUGACGGCAAUACUUACAAUAUAAGAGAAACGAUCGUGAAAGCGGAAGCAGAUAUAGUGCAAGGAAAUUGUUUUGAGUCUGUAAUAGAGUAUGAAAAACAUGGUUUUUUGGAUAAUCAGAAUUCGAACUACCAUUUGGAUAAAAUUCGGACAUUUAUUUGCGACCUCUGCCAAGAAUCGUUUACUUCUAAAAAGAAUGUGGCCAAUCAUAUUAAUGAAUCACACAAAAACCAGAAAUCUACUAAAAGACGUGUCGUCAGAAAUACACCUAGCAAUAAAAUUGUUUCGAAGAAAAUCAGUAAAAAAUCCAAAAAACGGCGAUCGUUCCAUUGUGAUUUGUGUCCAAUGUCGUUCAUUACUAAAGGGCAAAUAACAUUACAUAUAAUACAAGUCCACCAACGAUCGACAAACAAAAACUCUUCCCGAAAAUCUAAAUUUCGCAAUCAUACACUACCUAAAAGAAACCUUACGAAACAGCAUCGUGUGCACACUGGCGAGAAGCCCUACAAAUGUGUUGUUUGCCUAAAGACUUUCUCUAUAAGAAAUAACCUUAUAUUACAUAUACGCGUGCACACUGGGGAGAAGCCAUUCAAAUGUGAUGUGUGUCAAAAGACUUUUUCUAUUAAAAGAACACUUACGAUACACGAACGCGUGCACACCGGAGAAAAGCCCUACAAAUGUAAUGUUUGCAAUAAGACAUUUUCUCAAAGAGGUCAUUGUUUACUUCAUGAACGCGUACACACCGGCGAAAAGCCCUACGAAUGCAACAUGUGCAAUAAAACGUUUUCUGAUAAAAGCUACAUUGCACGACAUAAACGCACGCACACCGGUGAAAGGCCAUUCAAAUGUGAUGUGUGCGAAAAGACAUUUUCUCAAAAAUCUCUUGUGACUCGACAUAAACGCACGCACACCAAUGAUAAGCCUUACAAAUGUGUUGUUUGUAUAAAGGCAUUUUCUCGCAUGGAUCUCCUUAAACUACAUAAACGUGUACACACGGGCGAGAAGCCCUACGAAUGCAACAUGUGCAAUAAAAAGUUUUCUGAUAAAAGUUACCAUGCACGACAUAAACGCGUACACACUGGGGAAAAGCCCUAUAAGUGUGAUGUAUGCUCUAAAUCAUUUUCUAAUAAAUCCACUCUCACAAAUCAUAAACGCGUGCACACUGGUGAGAAGCCCCCCAAGCCCUACAAAUGUGAAGUGUGCGAAAAGGUUUUUACUGGAAAAACGGAUCUUAGAAUACAUAAACGCGUACACACUGGUGAAAAGCCCUACGAAUGUGACCUGUGCAAAAUGGCCUUUUCUCAAAAUAGUAGCCUUACACUACAUAAACGCAUGCACACUGGCGAGAAGCCCUACAAAUGUGAUGUUUGCCAAAAUACUUUUUCUCGAAAACGUAUCCUUAUACAACAUGAACGUGUGCACACUGGCGAGAAGCCCUACAGAUGUAAUGUUUGCAAAAAAACUUUUUCUCAAAAAGGUAACCUCGAACUACAUGAACGCUUGCACACUGGUAAGAAGCCAUUCAAAUGUGAUGUUUGCAACAAGGCUUUUUUUCAAAAAUCUGACCUUACGAUACAUGAACGUGUGCACACUGGUGAGAAGCCCUACAAAUGUAGCCUGUGCAAAAAUACUUUUUCUCAUAAAAUUAGCCUUAUAAUACAUGAACGAGUGCACACUGGGGUGAAGCCAUUCAAAUGUGAUGUAUGUCAAAAGACUUUUUAUUAUAAAGGAACACUUACGAUACACGAACGCGUGCACACCGGCGAGAAGCCCUACAAAUGUGAUGUGUGCAAAAUGACUUUCUCUUUGAAAGGAAACCUUAUAAGACAUGGACGCGUGCACACUGGUUAAAAGCUCUUCAAAUGUGAAGUGUGCAAAGAGCCUUUUUCUCUUAAACAUCACCUCGCAGCCCACAAACACACGCACACCAUAACGACGCUUGCUCGCUGACAAAAGACCAUAGCCAUGUGCUUAAAGAUUUUUCCAAACUCAAAUUGUUUAAUCACUCGGACAUUUUUAUAAAUUGUAUACUUUUUUUUUUUUGGAAUUGUCAUACGAGGUCAUACACCUAAUUUAUAGUCAAAUGGCCUACUCAAAUGUGGCAAUUACAAUUAAUUUUGUGAUUGUCUGUAUGAAUAGUUACUAUUUUUAUUUUUUAUAACAAAUUUUAUUAUAAUUUUACUAUUAUUAUAUAUGAAUACAUUGUAUAUACUUCAUUAUAUGAGAGGCAACCCAUAACAAUCGGGAACAACACUGUAUCAUAUUAUAUUAACUUGCUAUUUAUACUUGGUGAUAAUACUAAUUUAUUAUUUUUACUGUGAAAAUUGGUUGUUAUUGCUAUAAGGUGAUCACCAAAAUUUAAUUAUAACCAUUUAAAGAACAUUUUUAAAACUUGAGAAUGAAAAAAUUGUUUAAUUAAAUUAAUUAAUUUGAAUUAGGUAAAUUGUAGUUAGCUGUUAAAUCAGCAAUAUAAUUUUUUUUUAACCAGUAAUA